AGUAAGAGCUUAACAAAUACCAGUUUUAUUAUUAUUAUUAUUAACAGCUUGUGGAGAGCCCUCAUUCUACUGCUGAGAGAGUCGGGGGGUACGCGACCAGUGACAACCCCACUUGGUGUGUUUCCCCAGUCACCAUGAUGACAGAUUUUGGGACGCUCCACCCCUGGUAUCAUGGGAGGCAGCCCAUCUGACUGGGUGGACUUUAGUAUUGCCUCAGAGGACCACAGACGGCAGCUUGGGGGGCCUCAUUUCUCAGGAAUUGGGAGCGGUUAGAGGGCUAGCAGGAUGCGGAGAGAAGAGUCCGUUUCCUUCCCCUUUUCUUUAAUCUAGCCAAAAGCCUCAGCCUCACUAGAUCUCAGUCCCCCUCCGACUGGUCUUGGCAUCUCCAUCCGACUGAAAUGUGGGUGAUGUCCUUCCUGCUGGUUCUGGCUUUGGGCCUUGGGCGAGCCGAUGACCCCCCAAAGGCCACGCUGACCCUGAACCCGCGUUGGGUCAGCGUGUUUAAGGAUGACCACGUGACCCUGAGCUGUAACGGCCCCCACUCCCCGGGGAACACCACCCACUGGUCCCACAACGGCAUGGAAACUGAGACCCGGACCCCCACUUACAGCAUCUGGGCCACCACCUUCAACGACAGUGGGGACUACCAGUGCCGGAUGGGGGGCUCGACCUUCAGUGACACCAUCAGGCUGGUCGUCUACAGCGGUUGGUUGCUCCUGCAGACCUCCGACUGGGUGUUCCUGGAGGGUGAUCAACUGACCCUCAGGUGUCGGGGCUGGAGGGACGAACUGGUCUACAAAGUGACUUUCUACCAGGAUGGUACAGCCAGGAAAUAUUCCCUGAAUUCUACUGACUUCUUCAUCCCUCGGGCCAACAGCAGCCACAGCGGCUCCUACAACUGCUCUGGGAUCAUCAAGAAACAUUUCCAUAUGUCGGCGGCUCUCAGCAUCACCAUCCUAGAGCUGUUCCCACCGCCCAUGCUGAGAGCCGCCCCUUCCACCAAGCCCAGAGAGGGGAGCCCGCUGAACCUGACCUGUGACACGCAGUUGAAUCCCCGCAGACCGGACCCCCGCCUCCGCUUCUCCUUCUACAGAGACAACCGGAUGGUGAGGGGCUGGGACGGCUCGCCAGAAUACCGGAUCCCAGUGGCUCAGAGCGGGGACUCCGGCUCCUACAGAUGUGAGGCGGCCACGGACACCAAGAGCGUCUGGAAACGGAGCCCCGAGAUGUGGAUCUGGGUGCAGCGUACCCCAUCCUGUUGUCCCCCGAUCUGGUUCCAUGCCCUCUUCUACCCAGUGGUGGGAAUCCUGUUGGCUUGGAACACAUUCCUGUACAUCACACUGAGAAGAAAGCUGCGCUGCCCCGUGAGAAAGAAGAUGGACCAGAUGUUCUUUGUGGAGUCCUACAUGGGGGAACAGUGGGAGGAGGAGGAUUGGUAG
Tachyglossus aculeatus (Australian echidna) is the source of this 1439-nucleotide messenger RNA. RefSeq names its product high affinity immunoglobulin gamma Fc receptor I-like. Gene Ontology annotation, molecular function: transmembrane signaling receptor activity. Gene Ontology annotation, biological process: cell surface receptor signaling pathway. The record is from RefSeq and is a predicted model, not a curated record. Lineage: Eukaryota; Metazoa; Chordata; Mammalia; Monotremata; Tachyglossidae.